Molecule: messenger RNA, 438 nt
Organism: Penicillium soppii
Lineage: Eukaryota; Fungi; Ascomycota; Eurotiomycetes; Eurotiales; Aspergillaceae
Product: GFA family protein
Exons: 2
Coding region: 1-438 (145 amino acids)
Molecular function (GO): carbon-sulfur lyase activity
Source: RefSeq, a predicted model, not a curated record
AUGGCACAAAAUACCCUGACUGGCGCGUGUGUGUGUCGUAAAAUCACCUACCGCGUCGAUCUCCCCGCUGACAAGCCGUUCCCCAAGGUCAUUCUCUGUCACUGUAGGGACUGUAAGCGCUAUACGGGCUCCGGAUUCUCCGCCAACAUCUUCGUCCCCAAAGCCAACCUGAUUUGGACUACCGGCACACCAAAGCUAUACCUUACCAACAGCAACAGAGGUUUCAAGACACGGCGCCAGUUUUGCGGUGAUUGUGGGACACCCUUUACGUCGCAGGCCGAAGACCAGCCCGAUGAUAUCGUUAUUAAAUCCGGAACGUUGGAUGACGAGCAUCGGGCCGCGUGCGGGGAAUUAGUACAGGAAAUCUUCUCUGAUCAGAAAGAUGGCUGGGUGGAUAGUAUUGGGAAGGUUGCAACUAGGCCUGGAAUGAUGGAGUAA